GUUGUUUAAAAAGUAUUGAUGAUGUUGGUUUUAUCAUUUAUCACAAAAUUUGCAAAUCCUAUCAGCUUCGUUAAGAACUGACAUUCAGUCUUCAGUCACAUGAAUGUUAAAUUAAUUGAAUAAUGAAUAGGUUAUGUUCUUAUGUAGAUGUUAUUAUGUUCUUAUGUUUAAGAUGUUAAGAUUAUAUCUAUGUUUAAGAUAUAAAUUAAUGGAAUAUUUAUAAUAGCAAUUUACUUUAAGGAAGUUAACUAUAAAAGUAUAAUCUUAUAAAGUUCUCAUUCCUAAAAAAUUGCACUUAACAGAAUUAGUAUUUCAGCUAAAAGACUAUAAAAAUGAAUAUUAUUAAAUCCUGUAUGAAAUAUUACACGGGCUUGUUAAAAACUAAUUUUGUGCUGGUACAAUCAGUUCAAAGCGGACUUCUUUGUGGAUCUGGUGAUGUUAUCGCACAGGUGGUUGCUGAAAGAAAAAAUAUUGAUCUUCAUAGGACUGGAUGUUUUUUAGUACUUGGAUCUUGUUUUAUAGGUCCAGUAAUAACAGUGUGGUACAGAUUUCUUUCAAGAAAAUUAGGAGAUAAAGGCAAGUUUGUAGCAUUAAAGAAAGUGGCAGCAGAUCAACUUCUUUUUGUGCCCCCAUUUCAAAUAGCUCUAAUUUCUACUAUAAACAUAAUACAAGGCCGAAAUUUAGAGUUUACCAAAGAACAAUUAAGGCUUAAAUACACAGACAUUUUAAUUGCGAAUUAUAAACUUUGGCCAGCAGUCCAAAUAGUUAAUUUUUAUUUCGUUCCAUUAAACUAUCAAGUACUGUUGGUCCAAUCUGUGGCAUUGUUCUGGAAUGCUUAUGUGUCAUGGAAGACACAAUAUGGGAUUGUAAAAAACGAUUAGGUAUAAUUUGGAAAAUAUUUUCUUCUCAUAAUGUAUCAUGUGGCAGCUAGUACAUGCAGUCACUGAAGGUGGAUAUGAGCCAUUACACGGUGCCAACUUGCACUUUUACCCUGGGGGUAUAGGGGGUGAAAAUUAUUUUAUUAAAAAUAACCUCAUAAAUCGAUAGAGGAAGAUUCUAAGCAAAAUUUGUUAUAUAAAGUUAUUUAAAUAAAUCAAUUCAGGUCAAUGCAAAAAAAAUGCAGGUUUUAAAGCGGGUUUUCAUAAAUAACUCUAAGACUACAGUUUUUACAAAAAAGUUAUUACAUAUUACUAAAAUAAAGAAACGAUUAUAGGGAUUACUAUAAAUUUUAAUUUUUGCGGAAAUGUCAUAUUAUAUUAUUUUAUUUUUCGCUUUUUCCUAAAAACUUCGAAAGGGUUCUCUCAUUUUCAUCAUAACUUUCUUAAUUUUGAUGCUAUUAAUUUCUUCUGGAGCUUAUUUAAUAGGUAGUAUUCCUCAGUACUUUGACAAGUGUUUAUUAAGUAUAUUUUAUAAAAUGCAUAGUUUUCCCGUUUAGCUUGAAUACUUAGAUUUGAGAACUUGCCAAAAAACAUAUGUUAAAUUACCUAUAACUCACUUGGAAUUAAUAUUGUGGUUUUUCAAAUAAGGAAUUUAUUCGAUAUCUUGUUAUCUUCAAUUUUGGUAAUAUUUAAUAAUUUUUUUGUAAAAACUUACAGUUUUGGAGUUAUUUAUGAAAAACCGCUUUAAAACAUGCAUUUUUUCACAAAAAUUAUAAUCUUUGAUCUUUAAUAACUCAAAAAGUAUUGAUUUAUAGCUGAUAUUAACAAAUUUUACUUAUAAUUUGCCUUCUAUCGAUUUAAGGGCUUAUUUUUAAUACAAUCAUUUUCACCACCGAGAUAAGGUGGACCCCAGGAUAAAAUCGCAAGUUGGCACCAUGCCAUUGUUUCUUGAGGUAUAUUCUAACUACUCACCAAUUUUCAUAAAAAUCGAUGGAGGUUCAAUAAAAUAGUGGAUGAAAACCUUCAGUGACUGCACUAAUCUGGUAAUUCUAGAUUCUUGUUUAUUAAUUUUUUUAAGUUCAUAAUGUACUUCACUUCUUCUAAAAGUUGGAUCUAUUCUAUUAUUUGUUAUAUUCGUUGUUGAUAUAUUUUCCUUACAGUCAUAUUUCCUGAUAUAUUUUUAAUGUACUUUUGAUUAUUUUCUUUCUUUGGGAGAAUUGUUCAAUAAUUGUGUGGCCUACAAGGAUAAAUAAAUCAUUUUGCCUCAUAUAACUUUCCAAAAUGCAAUCCAAAAAAUCUUUUUAGCAUACCUUAUGCCUAAAUUUGUAAGUGUAGCAAAGUUUGUGAAUUUUUUAGAUGAUUAGCAAAAACAUGUGAAAUAACAGUCUUAGAAAGUAUAUCUGAACUAUGUAUUUGCACAAAAUUUUCACACAACAAUAGGAACUAAAAAAUUCGUGACGUCUAGACAUUGCAGUUGCUUGCAAAAGUUAUGGGGCUAUCCUAGUGUAAAAGUACGAAAUUAUUAUACUUUUUUGGGAAUUUCUAAGAUAAAAGUACUCUACCAAUUGUUUUGAAAAUUUGCAUCAGCAUUUAUUAUAAAAAGAAGUACAGUAAAACAAUUUUCAUAAAAAAGUAUUGGAAAUUAAAUGAUUUUUGCGCCGUCUAUUGGCACCGUGAAAAUAAAAACAUAGCUCCACUGCUGCAGUGAUCGGGACUAAUAGAGAUCCUGAAAAAUAAAAUUUCAAAGGUAUUAUUGAAAUAUGUUAUUUUCUAUAUACAGUGCUAGUCAAAAGUCCGUACCCCCCUCGUAUCUUUUGAACGGUUACACUUAAAGGCCCCGUCUCACCAUCAAAUAAUUUGAUCAAACUUGACAGUUAGUGACGUCACAUCCUGAACAUCUGAUUCAAGGCAUAAUUCAAGGUCAGUUUGCUCAAACUCGACAAAUGACAAUCAGCUGUUAGACAUAACAUGAUGGAAUUUGAAUUUUUAGUAAAUAGAUUAAUAUUCAAACAAAUGAGAAGCGUUGAAAAGUCCUAUUUUAUGAACAAUAAUAUUAUUAUAUUACUGAUUCUGAUUACUACAACACCUAGAGUGACUCACAGCUUAAAUUCUGAAAUGAUGCAGUCGCUACUUGUGUCACUAGCUCAAUAUUGAUUAGAAAAUAAUUACAUACUGAUACUGAAAGUAAGUUACUAUACGUCUUCUAACAUAGCACAAGCUAUAUGUUUUGGGUUUUAAAUAUACCAUACUUAAAUACCUUGAAUUAUUUUAUGUAUGAUUUUGAUGUCAGCUAAAAUGAUAAAGCAAACUUUUAAAUAAGAAUGAGAAAAUAAACACAAGGCAGUGAACUAUGAUUGCUAAUAUUUUAUAGGUCCUUCUUUAUUAUCAGUUACAGUUGGGGUACUAUUUAUGUUAUUUUUUAAUGUCACAAAUUUUCAAUAACAUUCAAAUCUGGUGACUGGGCUGGUGUUUUAAUGACAUUUCAGCACUUAUAAAGCAACCAAAUAUGAACCCGAUAUAACAUAUAUGUUUUGAAAAUCCACAAGGAAGAACUUCCUGUAGUUGGCUGUAUACCAUUAAUUACAAGUGAAAUUUAAUAAAAAAUUUUCUUCUUGGUAAAUGGUAUAUUAGUUUAAAAAGCCCUAAAGGGCUACAAACAUGUGAACAAAACGUUUUCGCUCUGUAACAAGAGCAUCAUCAGUGUUACAAGAACAUGGUGAGCCAACCAAAAAAAAAAUACAAAGGUCAAAGCCUUUUAAAAAGGAGACAAAAGUCUUAUAUAAAUAACUACAUUUGAAAAAUCCAAAGGAUGGAUAGAAAUUCCUAAGGAUACGGCCCUAAAGCAACAUAUGACUCCCACACGUUGUAAGUGGGUCAAAAGGUAAUUAGGUCAUUAUGUUAUAUUGUUGCCUGCCACCUCUUAUAACCUAAUGACCUAAUUACCUUUUGACCCACUUACAACGUGUGUGAGUCAUAUGUUGCUUUACAGCCCUAUCCUUAGGAAUUUCUAUCCAUCCUUUGGAUUUUUCAAUGUAGUUAUUUAUAUAAGGCUUUUGUCUCCUUUUUAAAAGGCUUUGACCUUCUUAUUUUUUUGGUUGGCUCACCAUGUUCUUGUAACACUGAUGAUGCUCUUGUUACAGAGCGAAAACGUUUUGUUCACAUGUUUGUAGCCCUUUAGGGCUUUUUAAACUAAUAUACCUUUUACCAAGAAGAAAAUUUUUUAUUAAAUUUCACAUAUAUGUUUUGGAUCAAUGUCCUGAUAAAAUGGGUAAUUAUCAUCGAUACAUAAUUUUUGAGCACUAGCAGUGAGAUGAUGUGUUAGUAUAUCCAAAUAUAUGUAUUGGUUCAUAUUACUGUCAAUAAAAUGCAUGUUACAUACUCCUGCAGACAACAUACACCCCAACAUCAUCACUCCACCUCCUACUUACUUUCAUUUUUUUUAGUCUUAGUUCUUUAGUCUAUCGGACCCAAACAAGUUUAUUUUCAUCAGCAAAUAUUACUGAAUUCCAAAAGUUACAAUCUUUGUUAAUAUGCUCCCUAGUGAACACAAAUAAUGUAAUAUGCCCAUUUCUUUGGCUGAUAGAAGAUUUAUUUCUUGCAGUUCAUGUAGAUUAUUCUUUUGUAAUAUCCUAAAUAAUUAAAUUUAUUUCAAAGGUUUAUUAAUAUUUAAGUAUGGCAUACUUGAAACCCAAAACAGCUUAUGCUAUUUUAAAAGACUUAUACUAACUUACUUUCAGUAUGUAAUUUUUUUCUAAUACAUAUUGAGCAACUGACACAAGCUAGUUUUAUAGAGCUUUUCAUUCACAGUCAUUUGUUUCGAGCGUCUGUCAUAUGUUGAAUAAUCCCUGUAUAUUAAUAUUAUACAACAUAUGACAGAAGCUCGAAACAAAUGACAAUUGAUGAAAAGCCCUAUUGAGUAGUGACUGCAUCAUUUAAGCUGUGAGACACUGUAUAUCAGUGGUGGCUUCGCUACAUAUUAAAAUUAUUUUGUUGAUCUUUCCUUCCUUGAUUUCCUUCUUUGCUUUCUUUAGCGUGCAUACUAAACAAGUUAUUUAUGUACAGCAGCUUUUGUAGCCAAUGGUUACUCUUGUUUGUUUUUUAGAUUUUUUCUCAUCAGGACUUCUGAUUGCUUUUUGGUUUGUUACUUUCUACCUUCUACAAUUCAGAGACACGAGUUUGGGGCUUAUUAUUCGUCCAAGUGUUGGAAUGCUUGUGGGUUUUGAUAUAUAUGUACCAAAUACCUACUAGGUUUGGGUUGAAAGGCUAAGGAUUUGGUUGUGAUAAAUAUUGUGGGAUAAUUGAUUGCAUUUGUGUGGAUAAACCUGGCAUCUGUUGAUUUUGAUCUUGGUAGUCCAUCUUGAGCUGUGCCAUUAGCACUAGGAAAUAACUUUGUUGAUAUGACAUAUAUCAUUUACUUGAUAUCCAGUUUAAAAAUACAGCACACCAUUUUUAAAUCCCUUUUUAACAUCACUGCACUAGUAGUAGGAUUGUUUCUGGUUUGUUAGUCGAAAUAAAACACUUGUUUUAUUUUUAUUUAUUUUGGCCACUCAUAAUAUUAAUAAAACUAAUUAUAUUAAUUAUCAGUGUAAUAAUAAUUGUAAAUCUUCAAAUAUACAAUAAGGUUUAACUAAAAACGCACUAAAAUAAUUUACAUUUUAAACUUAUUCACAGCCGAAUGUUGCUAACUGCACCAAUAGCUAUUAAAAAAUCUGAAAUUCAAAUCUGAUAUAUUUGGAUCAUUUCUUCUUAUAUCUGCAAUAAGAAAUUGACCAUCUGCAUAAUAUAAUACAGCAAAAAGUAAUGGCCGUCAGUUCCUUUAUAAUUUCUAUAGUAUCCCUUCUGAGAGGUUGAAAGUUCACCAUGUUUCCAUCCAUAGCUUCUAGACAAUGUGAAAACUGCCAUUUGCUAUUAAAUUUAUUGCUAAUUUAGAAAAAUUAUAUGCAAUUGUCGUGGAAAAGCUUACCCUUUUUAAUGUGAGCCCUGUGCCUACAUAGCGUAAAGCAACAAUUAAUCUGUAAAGAACAAUAUUGUUUAAAUAUAAAUACAUACUGUUAAUUCAAUAUUUGAUUCGUACCUGUUCGCACUGUUGAUGCUUUCACUCAUAGAUGUAUUUUUUCCCAAUGUCUUCUUGUACACAAUUUAGUUUUUAUUAGGGCUUUCAUUUCAUGGAAAAAGUCUAGGUCUAGCCUACAUUCUUUCUUUUCUAUUUUUUCUGCCUGAUAUGCCCGAACAGUGGUAAUAGGUGCCCUACUUAGUACUUGACAACAAAGUAAAGUCACAACUCCCUUCAGCACUCCUCACUCCAGCCUUUUCAUUUCAUUUUCAAUUUUCAUUGUGGAUUAGAUUAAGUUCAAACAAGUUAGACAACUCUUAAUACAGAAAAUUUGAUCAAACUAGACUGAUCGUGAGAACACCGAUUUUUAGAAUUUCAACAAACUGCAAUUGUGACGUCACUUUGACGUACUUCCUCUCGUACGUCAAGUUUGCUCAAACUGUUUGAUCAAAUUAUUUGAUGGUGAGACGCGGCCUUUAUAAUAGUGAAAUUUGGAGGGAGGAAAUAAAUGGACGUAAGCUUCUUUACUAGUCAUGACAGGUGACGUAAUAGUGACAGAUGACUUUACAGCGCCACUGUGACAGAUAAUUCGCGAUGAAAAUCAAAGUAGCUGACCUCUGGUGGAAUAAAUGUAAACUACUAUAAGUGGUAUAAACAAACCAGAAAAUUGUUGAUUUGAAUGGAAUUUGGUCAAUAUUAAGAAAUUUUUAGUAAAUUUCAGCAUUAUGAGUACAUUAAAAUAUUUUUAAUCAAAUCGGUAUUGUUCUAUUCCUCAAUUGAAUGUUUGUUUAUACCAUUUAUAUCGGCCAUUUUCUUGCAUUCGACCUGCCCUCUAUAUUCCGUUUCAAUCGCGAAUUGUAAAUGGGACCUUAUGGCAAGUGAUACAUUGUUUGAAAGUUAUUGAAAAUACCUAUUCAGUCAUACUAAUUUUGUUUGAGUUUAAGAAAAUUUUGAUGAAUAAAUGAAAUAAAUAUAAAAUUGUAGUUUCGCAUUUAAUUAAUAAAAAUUCUAAAUUCCGCCUAUGAUUACUUGUCAAAAAGGUUGACGUCGUAAAAACUACUAGAGAAUUGAAAAACGUCAACUUUUUUGACAAAAAAACCAUAGGCGGACAUUUGAAUUUUUAUUAGUUAAAUGCGAAACUACAAUAUAUUUAUUUAAUUUAUUCACCAAAAUCAAAAUGAACUUAAACCCAAAAAAAUUAGUAUGACUGAAUAUGCAUUUUGAAUACCUUUCAAACGAGGUAUCACUUGCCAUAAGGUCCCAUUUAAAAUUAUCGGUCACAGUGGCUCUCUACCGUCAUCUGUCACUAUUAUGUCACCUGCCAUGACUAGUUAAGAAGCUUACGUUCGUUUAUUUCGUCCCUCAAAAUUUCACUAUUAUAGGUAUAAUAACCGUUCAAAAGGUAAGAGGGAGGGGUACGGACUUUUGACUAGCACUGUAUACAAUCAACUAUGGGUUUUAUGAUCGGAUAAAAAAAUGCCAAUUUGGCGGUUUUUGAAACUGAAAAUGUUUUAGCUAAUUUUAAAAAAAAAUUUCAACACUUCGUCAUUUUUCCAAAUUUUAAUAUUUUUCAAAAAUCCUAGUGGAUUUGAAAUCUUAUGUAUCUCUAUUAGUCCUAAUCACUGCAGCAGUGGGGCUAUGUUUUUAUUUUCACGGUGCCAGUAGAUGGCGCAUAAAUCGUUUAAUUUUCAAUAUUUUUUUAUGGAAAUUGUUUUACAUGUUCUUUAUUGUUCUUUUUGUAAUAAAAGCUCACGCAAAUUUUCAAAACAAUUGGUACAGUACUUUUUAUUUUAGAAAUUCCCAAAUAAAAGUAUAUGAACUUUUAUACUUUUACACUACGAUAGCCCCUUAAGGGUAAAGGGCACCCAAAGUCCAAAAAUUGAAUUUUUUAAGUUUUUUUGGGUUAUGAUUGAAAAUUAUUCUCUGAAAUCUUCUUUUUCCAACGAUAUAUAACACAUAGUAUAAAAUAUCCAGGGUUACAAAAUUAUUUGUUUUUUGAACGGCUGCACUCAACUUACCGUGUACCGGUAGCUUUAUAGCGUAUUAGAGUGUUUUAUGUUUUUGCGAUUUCCCGAAUACUGGGUUUUUAAUUUUUGAUGUCAAAUAUCUCUGGAUUAGAAGAUAGAAGGUUCAAAUUUUUACAGUAGUUGUAGAUAGACAAUAUCAAGUGUCGCGUAAAGUUUUAUUGAAAAAUAUACAAAAACAAGUAAAAUAAAAAAUAAAAUCUAAACUUUUUUGGUUUUUUUUUUGUAAGAGUAUUUUAAAAAUGUUUACAAUAAAUGUUUCUUUCACUCUAACUUUACAAAAAUCUAUGCGGCACUAAAAAUAUAUUUAAUUUCAAAAUAACACAAAAAUUAGGUCUCUAAGUGCUUUGGUUACAGAGCUAUGUGACAUAAUGUUAACAUUGUCGUUAAAUGGGACUUCGGGUGCCCCUAAAUGGUUUAAAUUUUUCCCAUAACCUUUUGGUACAUUUAUGAUUUAUGCCAUUUCCAAAGGAUUUUUGGAGCUGUUUUAUAUAUUUGGAUAAAUUUUAAUUAAAAAACAGGUCAAUUAGUUUUUGGAUAAUCUUCACAUAGUUAAGUAUUUGUUUGUAUAUGUAGGUCGUAGGAUACCUGGUUUCUUUUCUGCACAAAUUCUUAUGAAGGCUUUUUGUGUGUCUUUUAUAUGAGACUCUUGUUCAACAGUUGUUGCCUUGUAAAUUUUUCUUUUUGUAAUUCCGUCUACAUCUCAUAAUACUUACCAAAGAUAACUCUCAAAAUAAUUUUAUAUUUUAUGCUAAUUAUAUUAUUUUGUAUUCCUUUAUUAUUUCAUCGUGCCGUUUGUGGCUUAUUUUAGACUAAAUAUAAAUAAGAAAUUUAAUACAUAUUUGUAAAUGUUGUUUCAUAAUAAAUAAAUAAAAAAGUGUUUCAAAUUA
Diabrotica virgifera virgifera (western corn rootworm) is the source of this 8845-nucleotide messenger RNA. Its product is annotated as protein Mpv17-like. The record is from RefSeq and is a predicted model, not a curated record. The transcript is spliced from 2 exons. Gene Ontology annotation, cellular component: membrane; cytoplasm. Lineage: Eukaryota; Metazoa; Arthropoda; Insecta; Coleoptera; Chrysomelidae. Bases 333 to 881 code for a protein of 182 amino acids.